CCAUAUACGCCCAAAAGCCGGGGAAUUUCAAGUCCCUUUCAUCUUCGCCCAUCCGAUCUACGAUUGGAACCCUAACAUUUUCUUUUAAUUUCACGCGUUUCUACUGCCUUUCAUCCACGGAUUCGAUUUAAUCCAGCCGAAAUUUAACAGCUUUUGUUAGCAUUGGCAUCGGCAGAUCUACGAUCGAUGUCGAAGGAAUUCAAAGCACCGCCGGUUGUAUUCCCGUCCGGGGGAACACCCGGCGUACAGCAACGUCGUCCGCCGACGGCGCCCUUUCAGCCGCCCAUCUCUUCGAACCCCAACUUGCCGUUCAUGUCCUUCGACAUCGGUUCCGCUGCCGCGUCCACCUCGUUCUCCACCCCUCAGUUCGCAUCAACCACCAUCGGCGGCGGAUCCAAUGGAUUCGAGGACGAGCCGCCGCUCCUCGAGGAGCUCGGGAUCAACACCAAGCAAAUUUACCAGAAAACUCUGUCGAUUCUCAACCCUUUCCGAGUCAAGGCAGAUCUUCACGAAGAUGCCGAUCUUUCAGGCCCGUUUCUGUUCCUGAUCGCGUUCGGGCUAUUCCAAUUGCUUGCAGGGAAGUUCCAUUUCGGAAUCAUCCUGGGAUGGGUGGUCAUGGCUUCUGUUUUUCUGUAUGUGGUGUUCAACAUGCUCGCCGGACGAAAUGGGUCCUUGGAUCUGUACAGAUGUGUCAGCUUAGUGGGCUAUUGUAUGCUACCCAUUGUGAUAUUGUCAGCAGUAUCCUUGUUCUUGCCCGGAGGGGUUGCAAUUAAGGUUGUUGCCGGUGUCUUUGUCAUAUGGUCCACCCGUGUUUGCACCCGUCUUGUGGUCGAGCUGGCAUUGUAUGGGGAUGAGCACCGUGGGCUGAUUGCGUACGCCUGUUUCUUGAUAUACAUGCUUUUCUCUUUGCUUGUGAUAUUCUGAUCCACUAUAGAUGUGGUACUAGGUUGUUGUGUGUUUGGGUGUCAUGAAUAUGUUAUAGUAUUCGGUAUGGCUUUCAAGUUUCAAUGAAGCAAAAUCCAUCUUUCAGUAGGGGUAUCAUUGGCUGAGAUUGAAUUUUGGAUACUUUGAUUUUUCUGAACUCUAUUGCUGAUAAUCUAAUUCCUAUU
Molecule: messenger RNA, 1109 nt
Organism: Cuscuta campestris
Lineage: Eukaryota; Viridiplantae; Streptophyta; Magnoliopsida; Solanales; Convolvulaceae
Source: the annotation of a GenBank genome assembly